AUGGCAAGUGAUAAAAGAACACGGUCUGCCUCCGAGGGGCAGAAUCCGGUGAUCGAUUUCGAUGUCAAACAAGGACCUGUCAGGCCAUACAUUGUAUCGGAGCCGCAAGAAAAGCUUGCUAAGGUGCGUACUGUGUACUCUUUGAAGGAAAGAUUUCUGGUGUCAUGUUUGGCUGUCUUUACUGUCAUUGUGAGGAUGCGCAAUUUGUCUUGGCCUAAUGCAGUCAUAUUCGAUGAAGUGCAUUUUGGCGGGUUUGCUACUAAGUAUAUCAAAGGACUAUUCUUCAUGGAUGUGCAUCCCCCAUUUGCCAAGAUGUUGUUUGCCUGGGUGGGAAUUUUGGGUGGAUUUGACGGCGAUUUUGAUUUUGAGACCAUCGGUAAGUUAUAUCCUGCCUCAACACCAUAUGUUCUUAUGAGAUCAGUAGCAGCCAUAUCUGGUGCGUUGACGGUUUUAUUACUUUACUUUACCCUACGUUCUUCUGGUGUAAGAGUUUGGGUCGCAUUUGCAAGUGCUGUAUGCUUUGCAGUCGAGAACUCAUUUGUAACCAUUUCCCGUUACAUUCUACUUGAUGCUCCACUAAUGGUAUUCAUUGCAGCUUCUGUUUACGCCUUCAAAAGAUAUGAAAUUUAUCCAACAGGAACUUGGGCUUCCUAUAAGUUUUUGACCUUUACAGGCAUUGCGUUAGGGCUUGCCGUUUCGUCGAAAUGGGUUGGAUUGUUUACAAUCUCAUGGAUUGGUUUAUUAUGUGUUUGGAGGUUAUGGUUAUUCCUCGGAGAUUUGUCUAAACCAGUUUGCUCCACUUUGAAGAUUGCUGUUGCCAAAGGUACGUUUUUACUGGGUAUUCCAACUGUAUUGUAUAUGGUAUUCUUCUAUAUACAUUUCCAAACCUUGACUGAAAAUUCAGACGGUUCUGGAUUUUUCAGUCCAGAAUUUAGAUCAACAUUGAAUGGUAACACGAUUCCAACAGAUAUUUUGGCUGAAGUAGGUGUCGGUUCAACUGUUACCAUGCGUCAUCUAGGUACAAUGGGAGGUUAUUUGCAUUCUCAUAGCCAUGAAUAUCCAACGGGUUCUCAGCAACAACAAAUUACUCUUUAUCCUCAUUUGGAUGCGAACAAUGAGUGGUACAUUACAUUAUACAAUCAAACCAACACUACAAUUACUUCUUUCGAAAACUUGGUUGAAGGUACAAAAGUGAGAUUUUUACAUCCAAGCACACAACGCAGAUUACAUUCGCAUGAUCAUAAACCACCAGUUUCUGAAAACAGUGACUGGCAAAAAGAAGUAUCGGCUUACGGUUUUGAAGGCUUUGAAGGAGACGCUAAUGAUGAUUGGAUCAUUGAAAUUGACAAAUCUUUGUCAACACCAGGUCCUGCUCAAGAACGGGUUAGAGCCAUUGAAACAAAAUUCAGACUAAGACAUGCUAUGUCAGGCUGCUAUUUGUUUUCUCAUGAAGUUAAAUUACCUCAAUGGGGGUUUGAACAACAGGAGGUUACUUGUGCCCAAUCCGGUAAACCUGAACUUUUGGUGUGGUACGUUGAAGGUAACGAAAAUGAAUUUUUACCACAGGAUGCUGAACGUGUUUCAUAUAAAACGCCAUCAUUUUUGGAGAAGUUCAUUGAAUCGCAUAAAAGAAUGUGGCAUGUCAACAAAAAUUUGGUGGAUUCUCAUGUUUUUGAAUCAUUACCUUCAAGCUGGCCAUUAUUAUUGCGUGGUAUUGGCUAUUGGUCUUCCGAACAUAGACAUGUUUAUCUACUGGGCAAUGCUAUCUUGUGGUGGUCUGUAUCUUUGUUCACAGUUGUGUUUUCAUUCAUUGUUAUUUUUGAACUGAUCUCAUGGCAAGUUGGGAAACCAAUUUUACAAGACUCAGAUGUGAUUAAUUUCCAUAUACAGGUCAUGGAAUAUUUAUUAGGUUUUCUCAUUCACAUAAUACCAUCAUUCAUGAUGAAACGUCAACUGUUUUUGCAUCACUAUCUUCCCGCUUAUUAUUUUGGAAUUCUCGCCUUUGGUCAUGCAUUGGAUAUAGUUGUGAGUUACGUUUUUAGAAAAAGAAAGGUAGUUGGCUACGCACUUGUUGCAUCGUUUACAGUUGCUUGUAUUUGUUUCUUCCAAUUUUACAGUCCAUUAAUAUAUGGUACACCAUGGACUAAAGACUUAUGCCAAAAAUCACAAUGGUUGUCAGGUUGGGAUUACGGCUGCGACAAUUAUUUCAACACAUACGAAGAAUAUGAUAACGAAAUUAUUGAACCAAGUCAGCAACCAUCCGUCACACCGGUCAGUUCAAUUGUAGCACAUAAUAAGCCGAGUGACUCUGUGGACCAAGAGGCACAGAAUCAGCAGCAAAUUGAUUUGGAUACUUUUGAUGAAAUGUUAAAUGAACCGGGUCAAAAGAGAUUUGUCGAUCAGAACGGAAAUCCACUGGACAUUGAAGACGUUAGAAGAAUCAUCGCUGAAGAGGGUGGUGGAAUCCAUAAAAUUGAGGAAAGAGUUGUUGAAUAA
Zygotorulaspora mrakii is the source of this 2496-nucleotide messenger RNA. RefSeq names its product dolichyl-phosphate-mannose-protein mannosyltransferase PMT1 (gene PMT1). Bases 1 to 2496 code for a protein of 831 amino acids. Gene Ontology annotation, cellular component: endoplasmic reticulum; membrane. The transcript has a single exon. The record is from RefSeq and is a predicted model, not a curated record. NCBI's taxonomy places the organism in Eukaryota, Fungi, Ascomycota, Saccharomycetes, Saccharomycetales, Saccharomycetaceae. Gene Ontology annotation, biological process: protein O-linked glycosylation via mannose. Gene Ontology annotation, molecular function: dolichyl-phosphate-mannose-protein mannosyltransferase activity.